CGCCGCACCUCCCCGAGCUCCCGCGGCCUCUCGCGAGGCUGCCGCCGCCGCCGCCGUCCGGCCCCACGUCACCGGCGGAGCCGACGGGGACAACAUGGCGGAGCGGCGGAGGCACAGGAAGCGGGUCCAGGAGGUUGGUGAGCCAUUCAAAGAGGAGAAGGCUGUUGCCAAAUACUUACGUUUCAACUGUCCAACAAAAUCUACCAACAUGAUGGGCCACCGAGUUGAUUAUUUUAUUGCCUCAAAAGCUGUGGAUUGCCUCUUGGAUUCUAAAUGGGCAAAGGCAAAGAAAGGAGAAGAAGCUUUAUUUACAACUCGGGAGUCGGUAGUUGAUUACUGCAACAGACUCCUGAAAAAACAGUUCUUUCAUCGAGCAUUAAAAGUGAUGAAAAUGAAACCUGACAAGGAUAUAAAGAAAGAAAAGGAAAAGGGAAAGGCUGAGAGUGGGAAAGAAGAGGAGAAAAAGAGCAAGAAGGAAGGUGGCAAAGAUGAAAAAACUAAGAAGGAGAAAGAAAAAGAAAAGAAAAAGGAUGGUGAAAAAGAAGAGUGUAAGAAGGAUGAGACCCCGGGAACACCCAAAAAAAAAGAAACUAAGAGGAAAUUCAAACUUGAGCCGCAUGAAGACCAAGUUUUCUUGGAUGGAAAUGAGGUGUAUGUGUGGAUCUAUGACCCUGUUCACUUCAAAACAUUUGCCAUGGGACUUGUACUUGUGAUUGCUGUUAUAGCUGCAACUCUCUUUCCACUCUGGCCAGCAGAAAUGCGUGUUGGUGUUUAUUACCUCAGUGUAGGUGCAGGCUGUUUUGUAGCCAGUAUUCUUCUUCUUGCAGUUGCCCGUUGCAUUCUUUUCCUUAUUAUUUGGCUAAUCACUGGAGGAAGGCAUCACUUUUGGUUCUUACCAAAUCUGACAGCAGAUGUGGGAUUCAUUGAUUCCUUCAGGCCCCUGUACACACAUGAAUACAAAGGACCAAAAGCAGACUUAAAGAAAGAGGAAAAAUCAGAAUCCAAAAAGCAGCCAAAAUAUGACAGUGAGGAGAAAUCAGACAGUGAGAAGAAGGAGGAGGAAGAUGGAAAAACAGAAGCAACAAGGAGCUCAGGAACAGAAGGCUCAGGAGGAGAGCGACAUUCAGACACAGACAGUGACAGGCGUGAAGAUGACAGGUCCCAGCACAGUAGUGGAAAUGGAAACGACUUUGAAAUGAUCACAAAAGAGGAACUUGAACAGCAAACAGAUGAAGAGGAUUGUGAAGAGGAAGAGGAGGAAGAUACUGAAAGUAGGCCUUCACAUGAAAAAUCAUAACUCACUGUGGUUUUGGGACUAAGUAUGUGCAAAUGGUUGGAUUUUCUUUGUUGGCUGAUCACCAAAACAUAGACCAUACAGUAGCAUCUUUGUUUGCUGAAAUAUACAUGUUACCAAACAGUUUUAUAUCUAGUUCUUUCAAUUUUUUAACCAUUAACUUGAUUACUUGGUACUAUGUUAAUCAUUAAUAUACAUUUACAGAAGUUUUAUCAGUCUGACAAGUUUUCUAUUGAUUGCCCAGAUCGUCCUCAAACAAACUGAAAAACAUAGUUUUCUGGUACUUGCAUAACUGUUCAAUUAGUUUAGCUUCUCAAAAUUGCUUUUGUAAAACAGGUAAAAGUUGAAUGACCAAAUUUCACAUUAUUCCUAGUUAUAUUCAUUUGAUAGCUAGUUAGGUAAAGUACUUCUUAGCCCACAGCUUUCUUGAUACUUUUCUUGACUUUUCAGAAAGAUUGUGAAAACUUUCCUAAGAAGACUAGUUUUAGCAGAAGUAUUUUGCUGAAAAUAUAAAAGCUGGUAGUGCUGAAUUUGGCUGCAGUAUUCUGUUUCUCCAGAUUGUGUGCCAGCAACUUAGGAAAUCCAAACUGGUUUUGUACAUCUGGUUCACAGAAAGGUGUCAUCUCCAGCAGGUGAAGGAUACAGCAUGGUUUGGAAAUGACAGCUGUUUUCUUUCUCCUGCUCCAUCAUAAUACAAAAAUUGUAUUCUGUAUAUAAUUUACAAAUAAAGCAAACCAUUUACUUUAACUGUUACUUUAUUAUUUAGAAAUUUGAUCCAGCAUUCAGUUUGUAUAAUUAAAGCCAUUUUGUGGUGUAUCUAUCAGAAAUGCAAGUCAAGAGGACCUCACAGAAUAUUUGUGUAUGAUUGGUAGCAGUUUCCACAAGAGCUUUAGUUUUGUGCCAACAUUCCAUGUAUUUAAGUAUGAGUAAAUUGAUCCUUAUUAAAUGAACGCAAACAUCAUAGCUGUAUGUAUGCCUUAAUGUCAAAACUUUCUAUAUUCUGGAACUGGAAUACUUUUUUUAAACUGAAAAGGCAGGAGAGUGUUCAUCUGUUCAGAAAUAUACGUAACACAAGUUAAUAUGGAAAGUGACCAUUAAUAACAAUAACUUAUUUAUAAACAUCUUAAAGUAGUUUACGUCGUUUCUAUUUAUGCAUCCCUUAUUUGCUGGAUGGUUGGAGGAUGCAUCAUGUUUUGGUCAGCUAAGCAUUUAAGAAGUUAAGACUUGGCAUCAUUCCUGUAGAUCACUUAAACAGUAACUAUAGAUUUGAUUGUGUCCUGAACCCCCUGAGAGAAAAUAAGGGUAAGACUGCAUUUUUAGUAACUGACUUACAGAUCUUUUUUUCUUUCCUGAAUUGAUUCCCAUUCCAUCAUUAGCAUUUUGGAUGAGUUACUAAUUUUUCACUUCUGCAAAUAAGAUACAUUGUAAUGAGUGCGUGGAUAUAGAACAAUUUGCUUAUUAAGUCUCCCAAAUCUUUAUUACAUACGGAAGAUGAUGAUAAAUCGGAUCACUUUUCUGUUGAUAUAGUGCAAAAAAAAAAAAAAAAUAACCCAUUAUCUAAAUAGAUCGAGUCUGGACUCUUGUAUGUUACAACUACUUAAAAUAACUAACGAAGUCCUGUUACUGUCAUUUGCUACUUUAUUGAGAUACACAUAUGUGAUGGUAAAGCAUGUAGGUUAGUAACAUUCUUUUCAGUCACUUAGGCAACUGUUUUAACACACUCUGAACACUUUGUUCAUAAGAAGCUAGUUUCUUUGACAUCUAGAAUUGGGAACAGAACUGCAUUUCUUUCUGUGCAAGAAUGUUCAGUUAGCUGGCUCUAACUCAUUGUACCUUUUGCCUGAAGAGCUGGUACUGUAGCUUACUAGAUAAUUCUUGCUUUUUACUGUGUAAGUGCAGAGUUAUAACACCUUUUUUAUACUGAAGACAUCCUUGCAGUUUAUUAGGGUAGAUUCCCCGUUUCUGGGAAUAGCUAAAACAAGUGUGGCUGUGACCUUUUGCUAACUCCGCUUUCAGAAGCUGUUUGCAAAUUAGCACUUAGGAGAGCACUGUUUUACAUCAAAUACUGUAACAUACGUAUAUUAGCAAGAUGCCUAACAGUGGUUCACAGAAGUAUUAGUAGAACAGUUGGGCUACUACCAUUUUUGAGGAAAUUUAUGCAGUUGAUCAAGUUGAUCUCCCCUUCUGCAAGUGAAGUAACAUCUUAAAAGCCUUGCUGAGAAAAUAAAGUUGAAAUGAUCAAACAAUAA
Molecule: messenger RNA, 3543 nt
Organism: Rhea pennata
Lineage: Eukaryota; Metazoa; Chordata; Aves; Rheiformes; Rheidae
Gene: SEC62
Product: SEC62 homolog, preprotein translocation factor
Exons: 8
Coding region: 95-1297 (400 amino acids)
Biological process (GO): post-translational protein targeting to membrane, translocation
Cellular component (GO): endoplasmic reticulum membrane; endoplasmic reticulum
Source: RefSeq, a predicted model, not a curated record